This is a messenger RNA of Rhea pennata, 2750 nucleotides long. It is a transcript of the gene CAMSAP3, whose product is annotated as calmodulin regulated spectrin associated protein family member 3. Gene Ontology annotation, biological process: negative regulation of microtubule depolymerization; neuron projection development; cytoplasmic microtubule organization. Gene Ontology annotation, cellular component: microtubule minus-end. NCBI's taxonomy places the organism in Eukaryota, Metazoa, Chordata, Aves, Rheiformes, Rheidae. Gene Ontology annotation, molecular function: microtubule minus-end binding; calmodulin binding; spectrin binding. The record is from RefSeq and is a predicted model, not a curated record.
AUGGUGGCGGCGCCGCCCGCCGCCGCCGCGGCCAUGCGCCGGGGCUUCCUGGUGCCCGAGAUCCGCCCGCUGGACCAGUACGACGGGGCGCGGGCGCGGAGCGCCGCCAGCCUCGCCUGGGCCAUCGCCACCGGCUACGGCGGCGCGGGCAACGUGCCCGAGGAGCUCCGCGACCCCUUCUACACGGACCAGUACGAGCAGGAGCACAUCAAGCCGCCCGUCACCCGGCUCCUGGUGGCCUCCGACAUCUACUGCCGGGCCUGGCGUCACGCGCUGGGGCCCCCCGAGCCCCCCGGCGCCGCCCCCGCCGACAACGGGGCCCUGCUGGCGCUGCUGGCCCGCCGCGGCGUGCCCCCCACCUUCCAGGACGCCCCCGUGCGCGAGGCCGACCUCCAGCACAAGCCCAUCAAGAUGGGCGCCCACCUGGCCCUCAUCGACUCGCUCAUGGUGGCCUUCGUGGCCGAGGCCACGCGGGCGCUGGGCACCCCGCCGGGCGCUGGGCACCCCGCCGCCGCCGCCUGGGAGCCCAAGAUCCUCGGCUGGGUGGACACGGUGAACCGCAAGCUGCAGGAGAGCGCCGAGCGCGCGGCCCACCCACGCGCCCACCCGCCCGCCGCGGCUCUGACGCCUCUUCUCUGUCUCGCUCCGCUUCAGUGUCCCACCAGGUGGUACUGGAAGCUGGUUCCUCACGCCAUCGCCUUUUGUUUGAAGGAAUCGGGGAAUAAACCUCCGGUGAUCCGGUACCGCAAGGACAAGGUGCCCCCCAAGCAGACGCCCUGUUUCCCCCCCGGGGCCAUGAAGGACCUGGCCAGCGGGGGGGCCAUCGCCGCCACCAUCCACUACUACUGCCCCGACGCCCUGCGGCUCGAGGACGUGUGCCUCAAGGAGACCAUGUCGGUGGCCGAGAGCCUGCACAACCUGCAGCUCGUGCGCGACUUCUGCAGCCGCCACCUGGGCACGAGCUGCCCGCUGGCCCUCGAGGACCUGCUCUACAUGCCGCCCGCCCUCAAGAUCAACGUGGGGGUCUUCCUCGCCGAGCUCUUCCUCUGCUUCGAGGUGCUGCGACCGGCCUUCGUGCGCCCCAAGGACCUGGGGGGGCUGCAAGAGUCACCGGGUGCCAGCGACACCCUGACCCCCAACAGCAGCAGCUCCCCUGUGUUCAGCUUGCGGCACCCGCUGCUGCCGGGGGGGCAGCCCCCCACGUCGCUGCGAGGAGUCCCGGGCACCCUGCACCCCUCGCCCUCCCUGUCGCACGUCGAGGGGGCUUUCGGCAAGGCCUGGAGCAAGAAGCCGCUGAGCCACCCGCUCUCGCAGGCCGUCUCCUUCAGCAUCCCGUUCGGGCUCGACAGCGACGUCGACAUCGUCAUGGGCAACCCCGUGGGCGCCGGCUUGGCCCGCUCGGCCAGCACCGACAGCCUGGCGCCGGCCGCCCGCAGCCGCCGCCGGGGCCCCGCCGCGCCGCCGGUGCCGCCCGCCGCCGCCGCGCCGUCCUCCUCCUCCUCCUCGCCCGAGCUGCCCACCAUCGAGGAAGCCCUGCAGAUCAUCCACAGCGCCGAGCGCCCUCCCGACGGCGCCCCGGACGCCUUCUACCUCCACUCGCCCGAGCCGGCAGCCCCGAGGGCGCCGCCGGCGCCGAACCGCCCCGCCGUGAAGAUGACCAGCUUCGCCGAGCUCAAGAAGAAGCAGCUGGAGGAAGCCGCCGGCGCGACGCCCGAACCGCGCGGCCCCAACCUCGGCGGCGGCGGCGGCGGCGGCCCGGCGCUCGCCUCCGAGAUGAGCCAGCUCGGCGCCCGGCUGGAGGAGAAGCGGCGCGCCAUCGAGGCGCAGAAGAAGCGCAUCGAGGCCAUCUUCGCCAAGCACCGCCAGCGCCUCGGCAAGAGCGCCUUCCUGCAGCUCAAGCGCCCCGAGUCCCGGCGCCUGGAGGAAGCCGCCGGGGAGGAGGAGGACGAGGAGGAGGAGGAGGAAGAGCAGCAGCGGCGGCAGGAGGAAGAGGAGGGCGGCGGCGGGAGGAAGCAGGUCACCUUCUCGCCGGAGGUGGCCGCGAGCGGCGGCCCGGCGGCGCCCGAGCUCGGCGGUUACGCCGAGGCCGUGGCCAAGCUCAACGCGGCGCUCGGCACCCUGCAGCUCGACGUGCAGCGCUUGAGCCGCCAGCAGCGGCAGCUGCUGCUGCAGGAGCGCCGACCCGCCGGCACCGGCACCGCCGGCACCGCCGGCACCGCCAGCACCGGCGGUCAAGCCUGGCACAUCCCGGCGCCCGCCGUCACCCGCGCCGGCCCGCCCCGCGCCCCGGCCUCGCCGUCGCCCUCCCGCAAGGCGCCGCCCCGCUCGCCACAGCCCGCCCCGCGCAAGGCGCCCGCUGCCGCCGGCACCGGCUCCGGCACCGGCUCCGGCACCGGCGCCGCGCCGCCGCGCAGCCCCCGGCGCCCGGCCGAGCUGCGCCUGCCGCCCCUGACGCGGGUGCUGACGCCGCCCCACGACGUCGACACCCUGCCCCACCUGCGCAAGUUCUCGCCCAGCCAGGUGCCCGUCCAGACCCGCUCCUCCAUCCACUUCUCCGACGGGGAGGAGGAAGGGGACGAAGCCGAGGAGAAGGGCGAGGCGGAGAUGGCGCGCAGGCGGGCCGGCCUGCUCGAGCGGCAGCAGCGGCGCGGCGACGAGGCCCGCCGGCGGCGGCAGUGGCUCGAGGCCGAGCGCCAGAGGAGGCGGGAGGAGGAGGAGGAGGAGGAGGAGGAGGAGGAGGCCGAGGCCAG